Messenger RNA from Zingiber officinale, 1229 nucleotides. Its product is annotated as 5'-adenylylsulfate reductase-like 5. The transcript has 5 exons. Lineage: Eukaryota; Viridiplantae; Streptophyta; Magnoliopsida; Zingiberales; Zingiberaceae. The record is from RefSeq and is a predicted model, not a curated record. Bases 109 to 1044 code for a protein of 311 amino acids.
AAUCCAAACAGGAAGACGCGCAAUUUAAUAAACGCAGAAAAAGAGAGGUAAGAAGGUGUGGCCUCUCUUUCGUCCCACUUCGAGCUUCCGAUUGCUCUUUCUUUCGCCAUGGUCGAAUCCUCCUUCCAUCUCCUCGCCUUCCUCCUCGUCCUCUCCCCCGCCGCCUGCCUCGCGCACGUCCGAUCCGCCGCGCAGCCUCUCUGUCCUCGGUCGGACCUCGCCUUCCUCAGUCACCUCGAAUAUCAAUGUCUACCUUCGAUCGACCUCUCUCCACCUGUGGAGGUGAGUGGAGAGAUUCUAGAGAAAGAACUUGGUUCCGGCAAGAAAAGUGCUUAUUUUUCUGUUCUCUUCUAUGCAUCAUGGUGUCCAUUUUCACACAGCCGUCGACCUACCUUUGAUGCUCUUAGCUCGAUGUUUCCUCAAAUAAAACACUUCUUAGUUGAAGAAUCAUCAGUCAUGCCCAGUGUCUUCUCAAGAUAUGGUAUUCACAGUUUUCCUGCUUUAAUGUUGAUAAAUGGGACAACAAGGCUUCGGUAUCAAGGGUCAAAUGACCUAACCUCAUUAGUCUAUUUCUACAAGAGAACUACAGGUCUAAGCAUGGCCUCUUGCGAACAUAGCUUGGAUCCAGUCAUGCUUCCGGAGAUAGAUCUGGCUGGUUCAGGAAGGGUUAGGACCCAAGUACUCCAAGUUGAAUCUGCAAGGGAGUUGAUAACUAAGGAACCUUACUUGGCAUUUAGUGUUCUUUUCAUCUUUCUGAGAAUGAGCAUAUGCAUCAUCUAUGCGAUAUACACCCGUGUGAAAGCCUUUUGUGUCUCACACGCCUGGCAUCUGAACUUGAGGUUUCUUUGUGAGUCGAGCCAUUUGUUGGAGCAGGUGCUGCAUUUGGUCGAUGUCAAAAGGUUAUGCCGCAAUCUUAGACUUUGCAAUCGGACUAGGAACCUCCGAAAGGGGGCGAAUAAUGCACGGGUCUGGGCGUCUUCCCUUGCUUCUGUCUCCCUCGGCGAGCCAUCUACUUCAAAACUAACCCCUACUGACCCACAAUAAUCUCUUUUGAUUUAUGGUAAUGUUCCCCAUACUUUAUAGAGUUAUGUAGAUAGGGAUGUGGGAUCAUAUGAGAAGCAAAAUCCCAUGUAAAUUUUUGGAUAUGUUAUAUCAUAUGUAUACUGUAUAUGAUUUCACUGCGGCAUUUCAACAAAAUGCAAUCUGUAGCUGUAUCUUUUUUGCUUGUA